AUGAGCGUGGCCGAGGACGCCGAGUGGCUGCGGUGGGUGACGAAGCAGUUCGGGAGCAUCGCGGGGGAGGACAAAGAAAUUGGCCUGGAAGAGUUCAAAAGGGCUCUGCAAGUGAAGGAGUCCUUCUUCGCCGAGAGGUUCUUCGCGCUGUUCGACUCGGAUGGGAGCGGGACCAUUAGCCUGGAGGAGCUGCUGAACGCCCUGAGCCUGCUCGUGCACGGGAACGAGACGGACAAGCUGAGGUUCCUCUUCCAAGUUUAUGAUGUGGAUGGUGAAGGUAAAGCCGUGGGGUUGUCAGGGUGCUGUGGCGAUUGCCUGCGGGAGAGGGCGAUAGCCCUGCCCGAGGAGCGGCUGGGAGACCUCACCCUGGCGCUCUUCGAGGCUGCCGACAAGGACCACAGCGGCUCCAUCACCUUCGAGGAGCUCAGGGAGGAGCUGGAGGGUUUCCCGGAGGUCAUGGAGAACCUGACCAUCAGGUAGCUGCGUCGGCGGGUCCCUCCCACGGGGCUGCAGGUUCCCUUGCGACCACGCUACCUGACCAGGGCAUACUGGCACAACCACCGCAGCAAGCUCGCCUUCCUGGGGGGCUACGCCAGCCUCAACCUCCUGCUCUUCGCCCUGGCCGCCCUGCGGCACGCCGGCCUGGGGGGGUGGGUGGUGGUGGCCCGGGGCUGCGGGCAGUGCCUGAACUUCAACUGUGCCUUCCUCGCAGUGCUGAUGCUGCGGAGGUGCCUGACCUGGCUGCGAGCUACCCCCAUCGCCGAGGUGGUGCCGCUGGACCAGCACGUCGUUUUCCACCAGCUCGUGGGGUACGUGGUGCUGGCGCUGGCCGCUGUUCACACGGGCGCCCACAUCGCCAACUUCAGCAGGCUGGCGCGGCAGGACGGGCGCCACGGCCUCGCCGAAUUCCUCUUGUCAGCACGGCCCGGCGUGGGGGGCCUGGGCGGCACGGCCUCGCAGACGGGGCUGGCACUCCAGGGGCUGCUGGCCACCAUGCUCGCCUUCUCCAGCCCCUGCGUCCGACGGAGCGGACACUUCGAGGUUUUCUACUGGACCCACCUCUCCUACAUCUCUGUCUGGACCCUCCUCAUCCUCCACGGCCCCCACUUCUGGAAGUGGUUUGUGGUUCCCGGCUGCCUCUUUGUGCUGGAGAAGGUGGUCGGCUUGGCUUGGCGGCGUGCUGGGGGGCUGCGCAUCGUGGAGGUCAACCUCCUCCCCUCCAAGGUCACUCACCUUGUGAUCGAGAGACCCCAGUUUUUCCACUACAAGCCCGGAGACUACAUCUACCUGAACAUCCCAGCCAUCGCCACCUACGAGUGGCACCCCUUCACCAUCAGCAGCGCUCCUGAGCAGCAAGAGACCCUCUGGCUGCACAUCAGGUCGCUGGGCCAGUGGACCAACAAGCUGUACAAAUACUUCCAGCAGCCCGAACCGCCCAGCCCAGAGCCGAAACCGCUCAGCAGGAGCCUGCGGGAGAAGAGACGCCGGUGCUGGGCCCAGGUUGGUGCCGACGGGGCUCAGCUUCCAGCAAACCACAGAGGGUCCGUGGCCACCGGUGGGGAUGGAGCCGUUCAGCUGACGUCGUACAGAGCCAUGGGAGCUGCCCGGUUGCGGAGGGGUUGGGGUGGGGGGGAGGAGGUGGUCACUGCUCUCUUUGCCUCGCAGGUCUCGGCCGGGCUCGGUGGGACCCGUCGGCUCUGCAGCGUCAAGUGCUACAUCGACGGCCCCUACGGGACCCCGACGCGGAGGAUCUUCACCUCGGAGCACGCCGUGCUCAUCGGCGCGGGCAUCGGCAUCACCCCCUUCGCUUCCAUUUUGCAGAGCAUCAUGCACAGGUACCGCCGGCGAAAGCAGAGCUGCCCCAGCUGCCACCACUCGUGGUGCGAGGACCUGCGGGACGAGGAGAUGACUCUCAGGAAGGUUGACUUCAUCUGGAUAAACCGGGACCAGAAGCACUUUGAGUGGUUCGUCAGCCUGCUAACGAAGCUGGAAAUGGAGCAGGCUGAGCAGGAGCCAGGAGGGUGGUUUUUGGAGAUGCACAUGUACAUGACGUCGGCCCUUGGCAAGAACGACAUGAAGGCCAUCGGGCUGCAGAUGGCCCUGGACCUGCUGUCCGCCAAGGAGCAGAGGGACUCGAUCACGGGGCUGCGGACCAGGACCCAGCCCGGCCGCCCCAACUGGAGCAAGGUGUUUCAGAAGGUGGCAGAGGAGAAGAGAGGGAAAGUCCAGGUCUUCUUCUGUGGCUCGCCGGCACUUGCCAAAGUCAUCAGGGCGCAUUGCGAGCACUUCGGCUUCCGCUUUUUCAAAGAAAACUUCUAA
This is a messenger RNA of Egretta garzetta (little egret), 2319 nucleotides long. RefSeq names its product NADPH oxidase 5 (gene NOX5). Gene Ontology annotation, molecular function: superoxide-generating NAD(P)H oxidase activity; calcium ion binding. The record is from RefSeq and is a predicted model, not a curated record. The transcript is spliced from 16 exons. Gene Ontology annotation, biological process: superoxide anion generation; defense response. Lineage: Eukaryota; Metazoa; Chordata; Aves; Pelecaniformes; Ardeidae. Gene Ontology annotation, cellular component: plasma membrane; NADPH oxidase complex.